AUGCGCACUGUCUGCGUGCUCCUGAUCGCGCUCGUGGCCGCUCUGGCGCGCGCACAGACCGCCGCGCCGUUCCCGCCGCUCAUCUACACCUACGACGGCGCGUCCGCCGCGACCUCGCUCCUGAACGCCAUCUCGACCGCCGGCGCGAACGCCGAGAGCAUCCUCGCGGCGUCCGGCACCGAUACGGCGACUGGACUGGUCGGCGCCUUUCCGACGACGGCGACCGUCGAGGACACCAACUCGCCCGUCGCAGCUACGAGCGUCAUCGGCUUCCAGUCGGGCAACCCUGGCGAGGUUUUCUCGACGGCGACCCGCGCACCGUACACCAAGGUCGGCACCGUCGACACGAGCGUAGCUUCGGCGACCGUCGGUGCGACCAACAGUCCGAGCAGCGGCGCAGGGAGGACAGGCGUGCCGGGCAAGGAGGCGUUCCUGGCUCUCGGCGCGGUCGCUGUCGGUGUUCUCGCGGGAGCAGGGGCGCUACUGUGA
Molecule: messenger RNA, 489 nt
Organism: Rhodotorula graminis WP1
Lineage: Eukaryota; Fungi; Basidiomycota; Microbotryomycetes; Sporidiobolales; Sporidiobolaceae
Exons: 3
Coding region: 1-489 (162 amino acids)
Source: RefSeq, a predicted model, not a curated record